AUGGACAAAAACAUACAAGCCAUCGAGCUCACACAGCACAAUUCGACAAACAUUGCAGUCAUCGAUGUCGGUCUAGGAUCAAAAACCGUUACCCUUGUGUCAGCAUAUUUCAAGUAUAGCGUGCCCACGCAUCACUUCACGGAGAAGUUGAGAACGAUUCUCGAGGGGAGCACCGAGGCUAUUAUAGGUGCAGAUACCAAUGGCCACUCGCCGAGAUGGCAUAGCUCCGAUCAAAAUCAAAGAGGCCGAAUAGUGGAGGACCUCAUUGAUGACUUUGACCUAAAGAUUAUAAACACUCCAGGCAAUAUAGAGACCUACGCACGCCAGGGCAUGGGUUCCUCCAACAUCGACGUAACUCUUAGCACGCCAGGCAUUGCUGGUAACAUCACGAACUGGCUAGUAAGCGACGUGACCGAUAGCGAUCACCGCUUACUCAGCUAUGCCCUGGACAUCACGAUAGGUAGGACUCAAGGAAGUAAACGCUUCGACGUUGGCAGAGCGGACUGGGACAGUUUCUCUCUGGAACUAGCAAGAAGCGUUCUGACAGUCCAGACGACGGCUGGUCUCAACGCACACGCGUCAACACUGAUAGGUGCCAUAACCACCGCCGCCAAAAAAGCAAUUCCAACAAGGACUGACAGACGGUGGAAUAUAAUAAGACAGCCUUGGUGGACGGAGACACUUACCUCCAUGAGGAAAAGGCUAAAUUUGGCCAAAAGACGAGGUCUCAUGCAUCAGGACAGACAGGCAUACAAUCGCCUGAGGAAUCAAUUCCUGCAGGAAAUAAGAAGUUCCAAGAUGACGGCAUGGAGAAAUAUGUCCGACAAUAUAAACGUGCACACCUGGGGCAAAGCGUUUAAGUACGCGAAAAACGGACCUCGCGCGAUAGGCGUCACCUGCUCUUUAAGCAGGGCAGAUGGGACCCUUACAAAGACAGUCGGCGAGACAAUAUCAGAGCUGCUAGAUACAUUCGUUCCUGCAGACCCGGACCAGGGGGGGUCCCUGCGAUAUGGACCAAUGGAACAACAUGUUCCGAUCGAUGAACUAGAAAUAAAGAACGCAACCCGAGUAGCAUUUUUUACGUUCAGUGUCGGUUUCUCAUUACUGUCAAUUUUAUACGGUUUAUACUGGGUAUGUGAACUGUGCUAUUGA
Macrosiphum euphorbiae (potato aphid) is the source of this 1152-nucleotide messenger RNA. The record is from the annotation of a GenBank genome assembly. NCBI's taxonomy places the organism in Eukaryota, Metazoa, Arthropoda, Insecta, Hemiptera, Aphididae.